Messenger RNA from Macadamia integrifolia, 1049 nucleotides. RefSeq names its product probable protein phosphatase 2C 80. The transcript has 3 exons. Bases 401 to 712 code for a protein of 103 amino acids. The record is from RefSeq and is a predicted model, not a curated record. NCBI's taxonomy places the organism in Eukaryota, Viridiplantae, Streptophyta, Magnoliopsida, Proteales, Proteaceae.
UGGUUUACAUCUCCGAGCUUUUAUCGCUCGUUUAUCGUUUUGGGAAGUUUUUGUUGAUAAGAGGAAGAGAAGUGAUUCAGAAUGAUCACGUCAGCGGAUGAAAGACCCUCAAAGCUCCGUCUUUCCAGGUCAGAAUCGGAUGCAGGAAAGAGGAAAUUGAAGCUGUUCAUGGGUUCAUCUGUAGAUCAACAAGUCUUUGGCAUUACUAAUGGUGUCGGCUCAUGGACUAAGAAGGGAAUUGAUGCUGGAGAAUAUGUUCGGGAGCUCAUGACUAAUUCUGUAAUGGCAGUCAAAGAAGCAAUCAUUGGGUGUUCGGUAAAUCCAUUGAAUGUACUAGAAAAAGCCUUCUCAAACACCAAUUCUCAAGGCUCUUCUACAGUCUACUGCUUGUAUUGUAGCCAUGGCAGAUGAUAACUGCAUACAUUAUGCAAGCGUAGGAGACAGUGGCUUCAUAGUGAUCAGAGGGGAAGAAAUCAUCUUCAGUUCUCCAUCACAGCAACGCCGGUUCAAUUACCCAUUUCAAUUAGGGAAACAUUCUCAUAGUGACAAUCCCAGUGUAGCUUGUGAAUCCAAAGUUGAAGUUGAAGAAGGAGUUAUUAUUGUUGCAGGCACUGAUGGACUAUUUGAUAAUCUAUUCCAAGAAGAAAUAAUUAACAUUGUAAACCAAAUAACUAUUGCAUUGGGAUGUAUCCAUACUUUGUGGCUCGGUUGAUUGCUAAUGAUGCAAAGACCAGUUCCAAAGACGGGCAUCGUUGCACUCCCUUCUCAGUCUCUGCUAAGAAGGUUGGCUAUCAUCAUUCAGGUGGCAAAAAAGAUGACAUCACAGUUGUUGUUGUUGCCUUCAUUGUCUCAUCAUCCUAUGCUUAAUUUGCCACUUGUACAAUCACUUAGAAAGAAAUAAAAGGGGAAAACAAGAGUUUCAAAGCAUGAUUUGUUUAUUGUUUAUAGUUGAAACUAGCUGCAUAUUGGCUGUGGAUAUUUGCCCACUUUGAGUUUUUUUUUUAAACUAAUUUUUUCUCAUAUUUCGUAUAUUUUUCUUGGUAUGCAAA